Messenger RNA from Schistocerca nitens (vagrant locust), 2658 nucleotides. Its product is annotated as sulfite oxidase-like. The transcript has 10 exons. NCBI's taxonomy places the organism in Eukaryota, Metazoa, Arthropoda, Insecta, Orthoptera, Acrididae. Gene Ontology annotation, cellular component: mitochondrion. The coding region runs from base 120 to 1808 and encodes 562 amino acids. The record is from RefSeq and is a predicted model, not a curated record. Gene Ontology annotation, molecular function: molybdopterin cofactor binding; molybdenum ion binding; oxidoreductase activity.
ACUACUUAUUUUGUAUUAUCGUGUACGUCACUACACUCGAUACGAUUUCUUGAUAAUGCGUUACUUACGUGUACAAUGCGUUACGUAUCAAAUCCCUUCGAUAACAGUUAAGAAGGAUCAUGCGGCAUUACAUCUUUACAUUUUUAUCUCGCAGGAAUUGCUAUAUUCAGCGGCAAGCAGUGUUACCUCAUGGGUCCAUUGGGGCUAUUUAUGUACAGUUUUCAAAAUUUUCUACAGAGCCACCUCAGAGAAAGAAGACUAACUAUAUUUUUCCUGCAGCAGUGGCUAUCUUUGGCACAACAAUAACAUGGGGUGUUUACAGCUACAUCAGAGGUCACCAGAAAUUCCAAGAUACAGUUCUUGCAGCAUCACAGCAGUUACCAGGCGAAUACAAGUCAGGAUUGCCUGAAUAUUCACUCGAUGAAGUUGCUAAACAUAAUGAUAAGAGCUCAGGUGUUUGGGUUACAUUUGGCCAUGGUGUCUAUGACAUAACACCAUUUAUUAAGCAGCACCCGGGUGGUGAUAAGAUUCUUAUGGCUGCUGGAGGAUCAUUAGAGCCUUUUUGGGCACUAUAUGCUGUCCACAAGCAACCAAAUGUUCUAGAAAUGUUGGAGGGCUACAGGAUAGGAAAUCUCUCCCAAAGUGAGAAAAACAAUGCAAUGGACAAUGUCAGUGAUCCAUAUGCUUAUGAGCCACGGAGACAUCCAGCCUUAAAGCCAUCCAACCAGAAGCCUUUCAAUGCAGAGACACCUUUAUCAUUACUAGUGGAGAGCUUCAUAACACCUUCUCACCUGUUUUAUGUACGCAAUCAUUUACCUGUACCUGAUGUUGACCCGUCAACUUAUGAGUUAGAGGUUGAAGGUCUUAAUGCUAAAGGUUUGGUGCUAUCACUUGAUGAGUUGAAGACCAAGUUUCCAAAACAUACUGUCACAGCUGCUGUGCAGUGUGCUGGAAAUCGACGAAGUGAGAUGGCUAAGGUGAAAGCAAUCAAAGGUCUGUCAUGGGGACAGGCAGCUAUAGGUAAUGCAGUAUGGUCUGGUGCAAAACUUGCUGAUGUUCUGAAAGCUGCUGGAUAUAAAGACAAUCAUCCGAAGGCACAGCACGUCCAGUUUGAAGGUCUUGAUACAGAUGUUUCGAAUAUGCCAUAUGGAGCAUCAGUACCAUUUGAAAAAGCCAUUGAUCCAAGAAAUGAUGUUCUCCUGGCUUAUGAAAUGAAUGGAGAGCCUUUAUCAAGAGACCAUGGAUUUCCUGUCAGAGUUAUUGUUCCUGGGGUGAUUGGAGCACGGCAAGUGAAGUGGCUGGGCCGUAUCAUAGUUUCUGAAGAGGAAAGUGACUCACAGUGGCAGCAGAGAGAUUAUAAAGGAUUUUCCCCCAGUGUGGACUGGGAUACUGUAGAUUUCAGUAAAUCACCUGCUAUUCAAGAAUUUCCUGUAACUUCCGCAAUCUGUACACCACUGCAAGGCGAGACAGUUUCCCUGGUAAAUGGGAAGCUUGUUGUAAAAGGCUAUGCAUGGUCUGGUGGUGGUCAGAAGAUAAUUAGAGUUGACAUUACAGUAGACCAAGGUAAAACAUGGCACAAUGCUGAAAUAACUGACGAGGAUUCAACUGCCAAAGCACCACACAAUUGGGCUUGGUCAUUAUGGAAGGCUGAGAUACCAAUACCUCCAAGAACUAAAAAGGUGGAGAUAUGGGCCAAAGCUGUUGAUUCUGGUUACAACACUCAGCCAGAAUCAUUUGAGAAUAUCUGGAAUCUCCGUGGUGUUCUAAGCAAUGCCUACCACAGAGUGAAAGUAAACAUUAAGUCUUGAAAUUAUUAAAUGUGACUGAAAAUAUGUUCCUAGUAAUUUAAAUAAUGGUGCUAUUUUAUUUUUUCAUCUCAAUCUGUUAUUCAGUAAUCAUGCAGCAAUCUUAUUUAUAAUGUAACUGUAUAAAUGCUGUAAAAUGCAGUGAAGGUCAUUCAAACUAGAUCUGUAUCAUAAUAAAUAAGUUACCAUUGAGAUAUGCAUGGAUCACAAUUAAUAAUAGAUCGCUCCCCAAGAAAAUUGAUCAUUUCAUAAGAAACACAGAUAAUGUUAAUAUCUGGCAUGGAGAUGCAUGUGUCAUUAUAUAUCAUACGAGUACCUUACCCAUUUCAUUUCACCUUUCUUAAUAUUAACAGUUGUUUACUCUUUUAUCCUGUUAAUGUAUGCCUUAGAGACAGGAGAAAAUGAAGGGCUGGGUGGUGAAAGUUCAGUUAGGGGAUAAGUGAAGAUGGCUUUUUGAAAAGUAAUCUGGGGAUGGGGAAUGGGGACCAAUUUCUUGUAAGUUUAAAUUUGAGACUAGGCCUGUACAGUACAAGAAAAGUGUGAUAUUUACACUUACAUGCAACUGCUUAUUUAUGUUAAGAUUAAGAUCAGUACAGUUGUAAUUUUUAUUAUUGGUUGAAAAUAUGUGUGAUAUCCAUUUGGCAUACAGUGCAGCAGUCUACAGAUUAACUGCUGUACACCAUGCAAAAGGAGGACCUUGGGAGAAUGACAAAGAAGUAGGACCUGGAAGGCAGCUUACCUUUGUUAAAAUGAAUAUAAAAAGUUAUUGUCAAAAAAACAUUGGUCAGAUAUGAGCUUCUGUUGAGAAUACACAUUUUUUACUGUACCAUAGCCUUUUUGAAAAAUAAAAUGU